AUGCAUCUCCCCAAGAACGAUAGCGAGCCCUGGACCGGCUACACCAUGCCUCUGUCCGUGCCCGAUCCUUCGCCCCGGCAGCGCAAGGUCCUGAUCGUGGGCGCUGGCAUUGCCGGCGUCGCCAGCGCUCUGGCUCUGGCAAAGGAACUCGGCCCCCACGAACCCAACUUCCAAGUAAUCCUUUAUGAGAGGCACGACAUUUUGUCGACUUCUGGUGGUGCCAUCAAUCUCACUCCCGUGGCUCAGCGGCACUUGGACCGACUCGGCGUUCUCCAGGAACUAGAUCGCCAGGGUCCCGAUGGGGGUGCCGAUGUCGAUGCGAUCGAACUCUUCUCCAGCCGUUCCGGGCGAUCGCUCGGCUCAAUCGACUUUACAGAUGGCCACGGAAACGGAGUGAAUGGCUACAAGGGACGGCGAGUCAUGCGAAUUGUCCUCUCUCUGGCCAUGCUGGCUGUCCUCGAACGCCAGCCCAACAUCAAGAUCGUGUACGGCAAGAAGGUCAAGGGAGUCUCGGAACUGAACGAUCAGACAAUCCUACACUUCGAAGACCAGACCUCUGCAGCCGGUGACCUUGUUCUUGGCUGCGAUGGCGUCCACUCUGCCCUUCGCACACACUACGUCGAACCCGGCCGACCAUCCGAAUACACUGGACUCGCAUUUAUUCAAACCACCAUCGAUACCCCCCCUCCACCUCCUCCCGCCUCAAACCGAACCAGUUUAAGCCGUCCUAGCAGCAGCACCAGCGCCAGCGGAAGCACACACAACUCCACAAAGAGCAGCAGGACGACUCGAAGCGUUAGCACAAACUCCUUGACCUCCUCAGAUACCCUAUCCUCUGCCGGCCAGACUCAGACACCACCCACAAUGCACACCCCUCCCUUCGCCACAUCCGGCCUCGCUCUUUCCCGUCAUGGUGACCUUCUAGGAAGCUACUGCGACCGCAACCACGCCACCCUCUUCCUCGCAGCCAUUGUCCAGAUCAAGGAGACCCUCCUCCCGGGUUAUCGUCUGGACGGACACCACAUAUCCGAUCCCCGCCACCGCGUUGCUAUACACACUGCUCUCCAAAAGGAAAUCCACUCUCGUUUUGCAGGAUCUGGAAUCCCCUGGAUUCGAGAUGUUGCGAACCUAAAGACGAAUUGGAUGCUCUACCCCGUAUACCAGGUCCGCCCAGGAGGCAGAUGGUGGAAAGGACGAGUCAUCCUCCUAGGAGAUGCAGCGCACGCAAUGCCCCCUCGCGACGAAUCCGCCGCCUACGCCCUCGACGACUCCAUUAUGUUCUGCCGCACCCUAGCCCACAACCGCGACGAGCCCCUCUCCACAAUAUUUACCAAGUACGAGGCCCUCCGCCGCGGACCAGUCGAGGAGGCCUUUUCCGCCGCCGGCCGGAUGUGGGAGACCCAUCGCGACAUGGGCUUCCUCGAGGGGCGGUGGAAGGAGUGGACCAUGCCGUACGUACUCUGGAAGAACCGGGCUGCGAGAAACGCGGCAUGGAGGUUUGACGCUUAUGAGUCUUGA
Messenger RNA from Aspergillus mulundensis, 1518 nucleotides. RefSeq names its product FAD-dependent monooxygenase. NCBI's taxonomy places the organism in Eukaryota, Fungi, Ascomycota, Eurotiomycetes, Eurotiales, Aspergillaceae. The record is from RefSeq and is a predicted model, not a curated record. The transcript has 2 exons. Gene Ontology annotation, molecular function: FAD binding; monooxygenase activity. Bases 1 to 1518 code for a protein of 505 amino acids.